AUGGAAGUGGCUGUGUGUCAUAAAUUGAAACAAAAGAAGCUCAUGGCCACAAAUCAGAUUGGGCCUGUUGCGCGGGCCUGGUACAAGUGGAAAGCCCUUCGCUUACCAUGGCGCAAGCGCUUCCUCGUGGGUUAUGACCUUCAGGGCAACACGUACUGGGAAUUUCGACUCACGAGAGGCGCUGAGAGUAAUGAGCGCUGGCGAAGAAUUGUUAAAUACCCGCGAUCAACACACUACUCUUCCGUAAAGGUCAGCCCGCAAUGGCACCAGUGGCUACGGCAUACACGAGAGGGCCCUCCAAGUAUCGAGGAACAACACAGCGAUGUUCUGCGCCGGGUGAGGAUGCAGAAGCUUGCUGCUGAGGCGGAUGCUAGAUGGGAGGCCAAGCCGCGAGUCAUGGAGGCACCGCAGGCUGCGCCGGCACCGUUGCUUUCACCGACAAAGGCCGGCCCUCUACAACGAGACGCUGGGAGUAGUGAGCAGACUGGCAUGGGCUCAAAAGAGACCAAAGCAGAGACUGAAAAGAAGGACGAUCCUUGGGCCAAGGCAAAGGCUAGAGCACCAGGCGAGACGUGGCAACCCGCUUCUUGGAGCCCUACAGCAGCCAAGAAGCGUUGA
This is a messenger RNA of Fusarium subglutinans, 618 nucleotides long. RefSeq lists its product as uncharacterized. Gene Ontology annotation, biological process: mitochondrial respiratory chain complex I assembly. The coding region runs from base 1 to 618 and encodes 205 amino acids. The record is from RefSeq and is a predicted model, not a curated record. NCBI's taxonomy places the organism in Eukaryota, Fungi, Ascomycota, Sordariomycetes, Hypocreales, Nectriaceae. The transcript has 3 exons. Gene Ontology annotation, cellular component: membrane.